Molecule: messenger RNA, 2039 nt
Organism: Clarias gariepinus (North African catfish)
Lineage: Eukaryota; Metazoa; Chordata; Actinopteri; Siluriformes; Clariidae
Exons: 2
Coding region: 69-1613 (514 amino acids)
Source: RefSeq, a predicted model, not a curated record
UUUGGGAGUCAGAAUAUAAAUAUUCCGACUGUAAGCCUAGAUGUUUUGGUGUUUUUGCUCGGGUUAAUAUGGUUCACACGUGCGUGGUGGCAGGAUGUCGGAACCGGAGGACUCCCGGAACCGCGUUAUCCUUCUACAGAUUUCCGCGCGAUCCGGAGAGGAAGCAGCGAUGGAUUGCCGCCGUGAACCGUGAGGGCUGGGUGCCAAACGAGGGCAGCAGACUCUGCAGUAACCACUUCAUUUCAGGUAAACAAGAGAAGAAUCCCAGAUCUCCAGACUACGUCCCUUCGGUCUUCACCUCUGCUCCUCUAUCCCCAAACGCUAAAGAAGCAAAUCCAUUUGAGCCAUAUGACAAACAAGAAGCACAAGUCGAGGCUGCAAAUGCCUUACUUUUCCUACAAGGUCAGGGACGUUUUAAUGAAGGCCAUAGCCAUGAACAGUGUCAAGGUGAACCAGAAAGCACAUCCUCUUGUCUGUACAGUGACGAUGAAAGAAAGGAAGAAGGUGAAGGGACCGAAGAGACUCUGUCAGAAAGUGAAAACGAGGGCAAAGAAGAAGAACCACCUGGAAACAGUUUUACAACGUCUGUCAUUUAUGAGGCCAAAGUGAAUGCCCUCAAGAAAGAGAAUAUGAAACUGAAAGAGUCCUUAGAGAAGAUGUCUCUCACUGAAGCCUCUUUUAAGAAUGAUCCAGAAAAGGUUUUGUUCUACACAGGAUUACCCAACUAUUUUGUCUUCGAGACAGUCAUGUGGCUUCUUGUGCCUCAUAUGAAAGAGGACAAAAAUGCAAAGCUUUCAAAGUUCCAGCAAUUACUUUUGACUUUAAUGAGACUCAGGCUUGAUCUGAGGAAUCAAGACUUGGCUUACCGUUUUGGAGUUAAAGUUUCCACAGUAACGAGGACGGUUCAUCAAAUCAUCAACAUAAUGUUUACCACGCUGGUGCCCACUGCUGUAUUCUGGCCAUCUAGAGUGGAACUCCGAAAAAACCUGCCAGACGCCGUGAAGUGUACGCAUCCAGACUGUGCUGUGAUAAUCGACUGCUUUACAGUAUCCCUUGAAAAAGCAGUCAGUAUAGAUGCACAUCGUCAUGGUGCAAGAGCAACGAGAGAUCUGAGCACUCCGUCAGCACAGUCUGCUUUUGUCAGCGAGCUCAAAUACGUUAUUGGUGUUGCCCCCCAGGGGGCAGUUAUGUUCGUCUCCAGAGGAGCACCUGGCAACAUUAGUGAUAAGACUCUGGUUGAGAGCUGCGGUCUCCUUCACAAGCUCCUGCCUGGUGAUGUGGUUCUGGCUGAACAGGAUUUUGACAUUAAGGACUUGGUCGGGGUUCACAGAGCUGAGCUCACAGUCACUAACAGUGAACUUCAUGACAUAAGCCAGAGUAACACGGACACAAAAGCAGAGGCGUCACAGUCUGCUACAGAGAAAAUUAAUGUGUGUAGGCAUGUGGAGCGGGUGAUACAAAUGGUCAAAAAAAGAUAUUCUAUGCUGUCCGGUCCAGUAGAGAGCGCUUUUACUGUUGUAGAUCGUAGCACCAAUGUGACCACUUUUGACAAGAUGGUACAGGUUGCAUGUGCCUUAAAUAACCUGUGUAUUUCUGCUGUUCCACUUGACUGAAUUACACCCUAUAAUAUUGAAAAUAUCAAGAGGAUACACAUUGUUCCUCAAAGGAUCACAAUUAACAGACAUUUUAUGCCUAUGGUAACACAUAUUGUAGCUGUGUCAGUUGUUUCCGUUUAUACUGAGCCUCUAGAUAUUAGCGAGGGUGAAGGCUGCACAAUGCAUGUUAAGCCUAACUUGUCAUCUCUCUAAACCUAAACCUAUCUAACUCUAAACCUUUAGCAGCUGGUGCUUGUAUCACGGUGAAAAUAUUUAGCUUUCUAACUAGAACUUGUCCUAGAGUUAGUGUGAACAAAGUGCACCUAAGGUUAAAUCCAGUCACUUAGUUUGUACUUAUUCAUAUGUUAUUUAUCUAUGAAAUAUAUGCAACUUGCUGCUUACAAGGAAUUUUUUUUUUUUAGUACUGUUUAAGUUUAAUCAUUC